CUGUUUUCACUCAAUUCGGCAUUCAGGCUCGAAAUAUUCCUCUUUAUUCAGAUUCAUGCGUUUUAAUCGAUAAAUGAUUUCGUCACUAAGAAUUUUAAAUUGAUUUGUAUCGUGACAACUAUUUGAAUUGACAGAAAAGAUGAGCAGCAUUGCAACUAAAAUCAUUCGUAAUUACGACUUGAUCACAGCAGCAUCAUUCUUCUUGAAUAAUAAACAUAUUAUUCCCUUAACAUCAUCCUGUUUAUUGUUUAAACAUUCGAAUUUUUUCAACAAUAAUCAAACGAGAAAAAUGUCUAGUGACAGUGAUUGGAAAUCAAAAGAAUCAAUCUAUGAAUUUUCUGCUAAAGACAUCGAUGGUAAUGAUGUAUCGAUGGAAAAAUAUCGAGGUCAUCCAUUGUUGGUCGUUAAUGUGGCCACACAUUGUGGAUUAACUAAAGCAAAUUACAAACAAUUGAAUGAAUUGUAUGAUCAAUUUGAAGAGAAAGGUCUUCGAAUCGCUGCAUUUCCAUGCAAUCAAUUCGCUGGACAAGAACCUGGCUGUGAUGUGGAGAUCAAAGAGUUCAUCAAAAAGAAUGGUGUUCGAUUCGAUAUGUAUGCAAAGGUUGAUGUCAAUGGCGAUUCGGCUCACCCAAUGUACAAAUGGUUGAAAGCUAAACAACAUGGAUUUCUUGGAUUUGAUGGCAUCAAAUGGAAUUUCACUAAAUUUUUGAUCAAUAAAGAAGGUCAAGCCAUAAAGCAUUCAAAAACGAAUAAUCAAAAAGAUUUGAAAAUGAUUAUCGAUUGUGAUGUUUCGAUUAGUCAUCCUCAUUCCACUCCAAAUCGUUAUUCUCAAGCAAAAAUUGGUAUCGGUUUCAAUAAAAAAGAUCAUUGUUAUUAUUUGGUCAUUGUACGUAACAAACAAAAUGAUCGAUUUCGUUUGAAUGCAUCAAAUUUUGUCAUUCGUGCUGAAACAUUUAUUAUCACGAAUCCAAAAAAGAUGAUCAUGUUGAAAAAUAUCGAUUAUUUAGCUUUUGAUAUGUUCAAAAGAUUAGCCGAAAAAAUACGUACAAAUUAUCAACCAUUGCCAGCAGUACCAUCGGUGGAAACUAUUUUGCAAUGCAAGUUAAUGCCGCGAUGUGCAGUGAUCAAUAAUGCUAAUCAGAUAAAAAAAUUAGACAAUCCUAUUUUAGUCAAUGUUAAAAUAGAACAUGUUGAAACUCUGAGAUUGCAUCAUAUCGAUAAGUUAUGGUCGCUUAAAAAAUUAUCAGAACUCACCAUAACCGGCUGUAAUCUGAUCAAAAUACCUUUCGCCUUGAAUCGAUUAAAGCAUUUAGCUCAUUUAAAUUUGAGUAAUAAUCAAAUCGAAGAAAUUCCCAUGUGGUUUACACAAGAAAUGCGGCAAUUGAAAACAAUCAAUUUGAGCCAUAAUCGUUUACGAUUAAUACCGUAUGAAAUUAUUGGAUUGAAAAAGUGUCAUAUUCUCGAUUUUCAUCAUAAUCUAAUUGAACAUUUUCCUUCAUCCUUACUAUAUCAAAUAAUUCGUUUUCCUUUUCAAUAUUCUAAAAUUGAUUUCUCCCAUAAUUUUAUGCGUGCUUUUCCCUUUGCAAAUUAUCAGAAUUUCACUGAAAGUGAAUCACAAUGUAUAUUCAAGAUCGAUUCCAAUCCAUGGAAAGAACAAGAAAAUUAUUCAUUUGAAAGAUAUCCUUUCGACACAAAAACUUUAUAUGAAAAAUGUUUAGAAAUCGUCUUUAUGAAUUUGAAAUUGAAAGAAAAACUGUUUGAUCAUCGACAAACGCCUAAACAAAUUUAUGAUCAUCUGCAAAGAGUUCUAUUUAUUUGUAAUCAAUGUGGACGAUUGAAACUUCGAAUGGGCAUUAUAAUGGCUGAAUUAAGCAAUAAUGUUUUCGUGUUUGCCAAUAGAAUUUUGAACGAAAAUAUUCCUAGAUAUCGAAUCAUUUGUCAUGAUUGUUUCAUUUGAAUUUUUUAAAGACUU
This is a messenger RNA of Dermatophagoides pteronyssinus (European house dust mite), 1972 nucleotides long. RefSeq names its product glutathione peroxidase-like. Gene Ontology annotation, molecular function: peroxidase activity. The record is from RefSeq and is a predicted model, not a curated record. Gene Ontology annotation, biological process: response to oxidative stress. Lineage: Eukaryota; Metazoa; Arthropoda; Arachnida; Sarcoptiformes; Pyroglyphidae.